GGAACCAGAGGAGGAGAAGGACAGGACGAGGAUAUUGAUGAUUGGGACGACUGUGGAUUAGAGGAGAUGCUUCAAAAUGAGGAAGCGUCCAAACUGUUUGAGAGCAUAUGCUUAGAGCAAGAGACCCAUCAGACUAACAGCAGUAGCAGUACAGACACUGAUGGUCAGUGGGUUGGAGAGGAGACUGACUGUAUGAUAAUAGACAAUGAAGGAGGAUCAAUGUCUACUGGUGGAGAUGAUCAAUAUACUGAUAUUCCUCCUCCUACAAAGGAUCAUGUUGAUAAACUGAAGGAAUCGUUUGGUCACUCGAAUUUUAAACCUGAGCAGUGGAGGAUCAUACACUCUAUACUGAAGGACAGGAGGGACACUUGUGCUGUCAUGGCAACAGUCGCGAAUUGUCCCCAUUUUGAACUUGAUCAUUGA
Amphimedon queenslandica is the source of this 423-nucleotide messenger RNA. Its product is annotated as Werner syndrome ATP-dependent helicase homolog. The record is from RefSeq and is a predicted model, not a curated record. Bases 67 to 423 code for a protein of 118 amino acids. Lineage: Eukaryota; Metazoa; Porifera; Demospongiae; Haplosclerida; Niphatidae. The transcript has 4 exons.